This is a messenger RNA of Mya arenaria, 1703 nucleotides long. Its product is annotated as beta-1,4-N-acetylgalactosaminyltransferase bre-4-like. The record is from RefSeq and is a predicted model, not a curated record. Gene Ontology annotation, biological process: glycosphingolipid biosynthetic process; carbohydrate metabolic process. Gene Ontology annotation, molecular function: N-acetyl-beta-glucosaminyl-derivative 4-beta-N-acetylgalactosaminyltransferase activity. Bases 1 to 1332 code for a protein of 443 amino acids. Lineage: Eukaryota; Metazoa; Mollusca; Bivalvia; Myida; Myidae. The transcript has 9 exons.
AUGGGAGAGUUUCUAGAUAGUCCAUUUAUCUCUGCAGUGCCCCUGACAAAUAAGAGCUGUCAACUUGCAAAUUUCCCCAAAUCUGGAUGCAGUUACUCUCCAGAGACAUUGCUCCCGCCAUGUGUGGUUGUCAGCCUGCGAUCUGGUCCUCCGGUCUAUUGCGACUAUCUGUUCCGGGCUAAUGUGUUGGGCGUUAUCUACCCACUGUUCCAGGAGUGGUCUGCGGAGAUAAGAAAACCUAUAUAUUUAGCUAUUACACCUUCCAUGUUCCGAGCGAACGCAUCUACCAAACCAUCACCAAAUCCCUAUGACCAUCGAACACUGUCAUCUGCUGGAACGUCGUCUUAUGUCAGCGGCAACAAGCGGAGCACAAAACGUGCCCUGGUCAGUGUUACAAAUGUAGGGCAAUUAAGUGUCUUUCUUAGAACCAAACUCCAUGAUGUUUAUGGGUCGGAUACCGGUUUAUAUUCUACAAGAUUUAAAUUAAGAGGAAAUCUAUCCUUGGAAUAUUGUCAGGCUGUUCCAGAUUCACUUGUAGGAAGACUGAACAUUGACAUUGAUGCGGCACUUCAAUCUGCACCUCCUUCGGAACACCAGGAUGUGUCGCCAGGUGGCGUUUGGAGUCCGAAGAGCUGCGUUGCUAGACAAUGGAUAGCAAUCAUCAUACCUUUUCGUGAUAGGCAGAAACAUUUGGACAUUUUAGUUUAUUAUCUAGUCCCGGUAUUGAAACGACAAAAAGUGUCCUUCCGAGUGUUUGUGGUAGAACAGUACGGCAACAAAACCUUCAACAAAGGUCGGCUUAUGAACAUCGGGUUUACGGAAGCGCGGAAGCAUGAUGAGUUUGACUGCUUCAUCUUCCACGACGUCGAUCUCAUACCGGAAGACGACAGGAAUAUGUACACGUGCUCUGAUAAGCCUCGUCAUAUGUCCCCGGCCCUGGAUAAGUUUAAUUAUACAAUGCUGUACAAGGGUCUGGUUGGUGGGGUACUCAGCUUCCGGGGUAAACAUUUCACCAAAGUGAACGGCUAUUCGAACUUUUACUGGGGCUGGGGCGCUGAGGAUGACGAUAUGCAUAAAAGACUUUUUGCCGCGAAGUUAAGUGUUGAACGGCCCUCAAUCACUAUUGGACGGUAUAAAAUGAUAAAACACGACAGAAAAGAUGUUUCGCCAGUAAGAUUGGACCUUUUAAAAACAUCGAUAGCACGUUACUUAAAAGACGGCCUCAAUACUUUGGAGUACAAAUUGGUUGAAACCCGGCUUGAAAAGUUGUACACACGUAUAAUAGCGAAUGUGGGUGAUCCACCGAAGAAUCAGACAGAACAUCCGCUUUAAAAACACAGAAGUGCUCGAGAUAGUAUUGCCAAUAUUUUGCAUUUUUUCCCUGUACCAUUUAAGAUUGUGACCCCACUGUCAGCUAUGGUACUUUUGUGACUUUGUUUUUUUGUAUUCUUACUGUCCCUUUAAAUAUUUUGACCACACUGCCAACAAUGGUACUUUUAUAGCUUUGUUCCCUGAUAUUUGACUACUGUGUCUUCAAGCAUUGUGACCUCAUUGCCACCUAUGAAAAUUUUAUAACUUUUUUCUCUGAUAUUUUCAUUACUGUGCCUUUAAACAUUGUGACCUCAUUGACACAUAUGAAACUUUUAUAACUUUGUUCUCCGAUAUUUUCAUUACUGUGCCUUUAAAAAUUGUGAAUCACUGCU